This is a messenger RNA of Acanthosepion pharaonis, 468 nucleotides long. The record is from the annotation of a GenBank genome assembly. NCBI's taxonomy places the organism in Eukaryota, Metazoa, Mollusca, Cephalopoda, Sepiida, Sepiidae.
AUGAGUUUCUUUCUUUAUAGAAUAAGUUGCUAUCUAUCUGACGAACGAGCAAUCGAUCGAUCUAACUCUUUUUCCGAGGGUUUAUACACAUCUAUCUAUCUAUCUAUCUAUCUAUCUAUCUAUCUAUCUCUCAGUCUCUGUCUGUUUAUCUAUCUAUCUAUCUAUCUAUCUAUGUUGGUAUUUGUAUUUUUCUUUCUCAAACAUUCUAUCUAUCUAUCUAUCUAUCUAUCUAUCUAUCUAUGUUGGUAUUUGUAUCUUUCUUUCACAAACCUUCUAUCUAUCUAUCUAUCUAUCUAUCUAUCUGUCUUGCUAGAUAACAAAGACAUCUAUCUAUCUAUCUAUCUAUCUAUCUAUCUAUCUAUCUAUCUAUCUAUUCAGAACUGUCCUCUAUUAGAUUCCUUUCACAUCUAUCUAUCUAUCUAUCUAUCUAUCUAUCUAUCUAUCUAUCUAUCUAUCUAUCUAUCCUAG